Molecule: messenger RNA, 627 nt
Organism: Aphanomyces invadans
Lineage: Eukaryota; Oomycota; Saprolegniomycetes; Saprolegniales; Verrucalvaceae
Exons: 2
Coding region: 1-627 (208 amino acids)
Source: RefSeq, a predicted model, not a curated record
AUGGCCGGUCAGCACAACGGAGGUCGGCGGAGAGCCCGGCCAAAGCUCUCGGCUACGUACAUUUCGAAAUGGCUGCGGGUGCUGAGCAACAUCUUCGCCGGGGUGCUCAUUCUUGGCACGGGCGUCUUGGUGUUGCUGCUUCUGUAUCAAGGCAUGUUUUACAGUCAAUGGAUUCGUCCGAUGGCUCUCGACAAGUGGAAUCCCAUGUUCAAGUCGUGCCGCCUCGACGCAUUGGGGUUUGUGCCUGGCACGUGCGACGACGAGGAAGUCCAGUCGACUGGAGAUGUUGCGUGGGCCAGCAUCGGCGCGCAACUGGCCAUGGAUUUGCUUCGAAACGAGUCGGACGGUCAGGUGUUUGUCACGACCUGCCUGAUCGGCGGGUACGAAAACGCGGCAUGGGCCACCGUCAUGUUCGUCGUUGGCGGCGACAUAUUCCCAGACUGCCAUCCCGUUGGUGAGCAAGCCAUUCUAGGGAUGGCGGCGCUCGAGACGAUUGGAAACGACGACUUUCCAUUUGGAGCGUACCUCCUCAGCACGUUUUCCGACGCCCUCCACGAUCAAGACGAUUGUGACCACGGAUGGCUCGAAACACAGCACGCCAUGGGACACCCACAACUACGUCGCUAG